This is a messenger RNA of Stegodyphus dumicola, 3181 nucleotides long. RefSeq lists its product as uncharacterized. The record is from RefSeq and is a predicted model, not a curated record. NCBI's taxonomy places the organism in Eukaryota, Metazoa, Arthropoda, Arachnida, Araneae, Eresidae.
UCUUAAAAUUUUACAUGCCAUUAGCUAUACACUAUAACUAUUUACUCCCUUUUAUAUUUAAAAAUAAUUAAUUUAUAUUUUAUACAUAACUAUUUACUCCCUUUUAUAUAUUAAUUUAAAUAAAAACAUUUCAGUUAUUAAAAUGCCGGGUAGAUGCUGUGUACCAUUAUGUAAGGGAAACUACCCAACAGGACCAAAAGUGUCUGUAUUCUCCUUUCCUAAAAAUGAAGAUUUGAAGAGAGAGUGGCUUUCUGCAAUCCAACGGAAAGACUUUUCACCCAAAAAGAGUUCAAAGGUUUGUGAAUUGCAUUUCAAGGAAAGUGAUUUUAAAGUUGAAGCUUCAACAUUUGAUUCUAAGAAUGGAAUUUUAAUUUCUGCUCCACUUCAGGUGCGUAGAUUAAAAGAAAAUACAGUGCCAUCAAUAUUUAAGGACUAUCCAUCUGUAUACAGUUCAAAAAGUAGCACCAUUGUACGAGAAGAUCCUGAUGCAAAAAAAAACUGCCCGCGAGUGCCAUAAUUUACAGAAAGCAUUGCGUGAAAGCCUUAAAGAAUAUGAAAUGUAUAAUAAUGAUUUGAAAAUUAAUUGUUCUAAUGAUAUUUUGUCAUGUAUUGAUCGCUAUGGAAUAUCAGCAUUUUGGCAUGUAUACACAGUUCCAGAUACCUCAACUGUUUGCUUUAUUCAUAUUGUUUUUAGUCCUGGGCCAUCAAUUGAUUAUUCUGUAGUUGUGAAUGACAAUCAAGAAAUGUCUGUAUUUAUUAAAGAAAAAUCUAUUAUGCAAUUAUCUCCUUACACAUUCCCACAUAAAGUUACAAAUUUUAAUGAAAUUAGGACUGUUUUAGAUAAAUUGGCUAAUCUUCAAACCAAAGAGUUAAAUUCAAAAUUAACCAUAACAAUUGAUAUAAUUAAUGAAUUACUGCAAACUAUCUCUAACGACAAAAAUGAGAGCAUUAUUAAAUUUUUGCAAGACCAGAUGAAUCUUUUACUUUGCCCUAAAAAUAAUUUUAGAUACAAUCCUGAUGUACUAGUGUUAGCAUGCUUGUUAAAUACUAUAUCACCACAUGCAUAUAAAUUUUUAAGGGAUAGUGGCAGUAUUAUUAUGCCUCAUCCUUCGACUUUAAAAAAAAAAUUUGUAGCAAUUUAGUAUUGUCACCAUGUAAUGAAACUAUUGAUGAAAAUUUUUUAAAAUAUAUAAAAAAUCGUGUAACUUUCCUUGAGGAUCGAGAAAGAAAAGUGAUUCUUUUGGUAGAUGAAAUUUAUGUUCAGCCAUAUUUUGAUUACAAAGGAGGCUCUGUCGUUGGGGCUGCAUUUGAUUCUUCCAGUCCGGCAACCAGUGCAUUUGCUUUUAUGAUAUCCAGUUUGGAAUCUUCAUUCAAAGAGGUAGUACAUAUUAUGCCUGUUAACACAAUAAAUUUUGAAACAUUACAUUAUGUAAUUAAAAAAGUGAUUAGAGGUCUUGAAAAUAUGGGAAUUAUUGUUAUUUGUGUUAUUACAGACAACAAUGCAAUAAAUAGAAAAGCCAUGAGUUUGUUUUCAAAUCCACCACGUAAUUCAUUUGUUUACAAACAUCCAAUGAAUGGGAAUAGGCCUCUUUUCUACAUAAUAGAUGCAGUUCAUUUAUUUAAAAAUAUAAGGAACAAUUGGCUGAACCAGAAAAAUCCUGGUACAUGUAUGUUUUUUCCAAAUAUUGAAGAUCUUUCAAAGAAGCACUUCAAAACUGCUUCGUUUAUGUCUUUGAGAAAGCUACAUGAAAUUGAAAAUGACCAACUGAUUACAUUUUCUAAUGGUUUAACUCUAAAAAGUCUUUCACCUUCUAAUUUAGAGAAACAAAACAUUAAACUGGUUCUUAAGAUUUUCAAUAAAUUUACUAUUGAAGGUCUGAUUCAUUUGGGUCCUUUGCAUGAAAUACCACACUAUUCAGAUACAUCUGAGUUUAUAUCCAUAAUAUGCAAAUGGUGGGAUAUUAUGAAUGUUAAAACUAUGUUUAAAGGUAUACAUCAAAAGAGUGAAUUUAUGAAGCCAUUAACAGCAGAUGAUUCUGAUCCAAAAGUUAUUUUCCUCAAUCAGUUUCUUAACUGGUUAGAUGCAUGGGAAUCAAUGAAAUGUUCAACAGGCAUGCUUACAAAAGAAACUCAUGCAGCUCUCAAACAAACUACUUAUGGUAUACUGGAGUUGACUAGAUAUUGUGUUGAAGAGCUUGGAAUGAAAUAUAUACUUCCAGGAAAAAUUCAGACUGAUGCUCUUGAAGCCCGGUUUGGUAAAUACAGACAACUUUCUGGUUCUCAGUAUCAUAUUUCAAUGAGACAGUUAUUAGAAUGUGAAAAAAAAUUAAGAAUACAAUCAAGUAUUAAGUUAGAAUUGAUUAUUAAAAAUACUACUGUCCCUUUAACAUCAUUUGAAUAUGAUGAUAAUCUUCAUGAUAUUAUAGAAUUAGAUAAUACAGUAUAUUACCCAUCAUUAAAUAUUACGGAGAGUGAUGUGAAGGGCAUUAGUAGCCAUCUGCCAGUUCUGACUUAUUUGGGUGGUUACUGUUGUCAUGCAGUUUUAAAGAAAGUGAAAUGCUGUACCUGCAAACAAAACAUUACAAUAAAUUCCACAGUUAAUCAUGAUCAAACGUAUGAUCUUAUAAAGAAUCUUGAUCGUGGUGGACUCAGGUGGCCAAAACCAUUUAUUGUAAAUAUAAUUAUGUAUAAUUAUUUAAUUGUAAAUAAGCUGUGUAGUGAAGAAUAUGAAGAUUUUUUGUUGGAACAAAAUCAGAGGAAAAUUGUUGCAAAUUUGACUUUUAAAAUUUUAGAAUUAAAAGAAAUGCUCUUUGAUGAUAUUAUUUGUGAUAAUGGUCAUACAAGUGAAAGUAUAAGCAAACUGAUAAUUUGGAUAUCAACAAAUAUCAUGCUCAAGAAUCUUUGCAAUAGGAAAAAUGACGAUAUUAAGUCCAAUAAAGAAAACUUCAAACACUUGGGGGGGGGCAAAACAUUGAUGCUGUCUUUAAAAGUAUUCAUAACGAAGAAAGGAGUGUUUUUUAUCAUGAAAUGGCUCUCAGGUGUAAAAAUGCAUAGGAUAUAUCUUAGUUUAUUGAAGUUAAGAAUUGGUGCUUUGUGGACUAAAAAAUAUGUGCAAUAUCCAUUGUCACACCACUCUGUUCAAGAAUAUCGAUCAGUCCUGAAUGAUAAAGAAAAUGAUUAA